Molecule: messenger RNA, 749 nt
Organism: Vitrella brassicaformis
Lineage: Eukaryota; Vitrellaceae
Source: the annotation of a GenBank genome assembly
GGAAGGGGAAAAUGCAGCGGGGCGGCUAAUGUGAGGCGCGUACGCCCUGCCGGAAGACGGUGAUUCAUUUCCAGUCACUCCCGAUGAGAGAUCAGCAAAACAGCUGUUUGUGAGAUGAGGGCGGCGUUCCUGCUGGUGGGUGCCCUAUGGGGCGUCACGUCACCCUUCCUGCGGUGCAAUGAUGCACACGACACCAGCCCGCAAGAAGACAACAUUCUCAAGAGCACGAUGAGGCUGCUCACAAACACAAAGGUGGGAUAGUCGUACGUAACGUGUAUCUGUAUGUGUGUCUGUGUUUGUCUGUUCAUUCAGUUCAUCGUGCCAUAUCUGCUGAACCAGGUGGGCAGUGUGCUCUACUACUUCCUACUGAGAGACUACGGUCAGCACCACAGACAGAAUCCCAACACUGGUGUGUGCCAUGCAUUCACACUUGUGUGCGUGUGUGUGCAGAGUUGUCCGUGGCUGUGCCGCUGGCCAACAGUCUUUCCUUUCUGUUCACGUGCAUCACUGAGGUCUGCCUUGACACACAGCUCGUGCAGACAUUCACUGACCCAGGUAGGUCCGCAGAGCACAGAGCAGAGCAGAGCAGCCACUCAUGUGCGUGUUGUACUGCUUGUAUGUUCAGUCGGUCUUGUUGGCGCAUUGUUGAUCGUCACGGGAGCUGCCGUGUGUCUGCAAACCUGACGGCCGCCGGCUUAGCUGCGCUGACUGAUUGGAUUGGUGCCGAUCUAUGGCGUAUUCGCUGCCCG